This is a messenger RNA of Heterotrigona itama, 2910 nucleotides long. The record is from the annotation of a GenBank genome assembly. Lineage: Eukaryota; Metazoa; Arthropoda; Insecta; Hymenoptera; Apidae.
AUGUCAACGACACGCGCGCUCCUACCAAGGCCAGCGUGCUACGCCCCGCACAGAGUAGCCUCUGUUGUCUUCUUCUUCUUCGUCUUCGUCUUCGUCUUCGUCGUCGUCGUCGUCGUCGUCGUCGCUACUACUGCUGCUGUUGCUGCUGCUACUGCUGCUGCCACCGCCGCUGCCGCCGUCAUCGUUGUCGUCGUCGUCGUCGUCAAUCGACAGCUCCACAUAAUCGUGUCCACCGUUGAUUGUCUGUCGCUGUCUGCUGCGCUGCGUCGGUGGUUAGACCAACUGCCUUCAUCGUUGUGGUCAUCAUCCCGGUGGUGGUUAGGUGAAGAGAAGGAGACACUGCAGCGUCGCUCACGCAGGCCUGAGAUGAGCGACCAUGGCUGCAUACACUUGAAUAAUUUCAAAGCAGCCAAGGGUAUCCAGCCGUACAAAGUGAUACACUCCUAUUUUGUGACCAGCACGUCCACCGAGGCACGCGCCGUUAGUUGUUUAUGUCACACAUGUAAGACUUAUAAAGACCGCCUACAUUCUUGUCUUCAUUGUAUAUUCUUUGGCUGUUAUGUAAAAGGUCAUAUACAAGAACAUGCAAAGACAAAAAAACAUUUUUUAGCUGUUGAUCUUUGUUACGGAAAUAUUUUGUGCUUCCAAUGUGGAGAUUAUGUAUAUGAUAGGGAGCUAUUAGCAGUUGCUAAAGCACAGUGGAGUGAAUCUGCAAAAUCAUUGAGCUUUGGAGAGUUUUAUCGAUCAUGGGAACCAACGCAGAUAGAGGCAGAAUUAUUGAGAAAACAUCCACGCAGAAGGCGUGUGGUCGAAAAUUCUACCAUAGGUUUAAGAGGACUUAUAAAUCUUGGAAGUACAUGUUUCAUGAACUGCAUAGUGCAGGCACUCAUACACACACCACUGUUAAGAGAUUAUUUUCUUGCUGACCGUCAUCACUGCCCACAGCCGACACGCUGCCUGGUCUGUGAAGUAUCCCAUCUUUUUCAGGAAUUUUAUUCGGGUAGCAAAACACCGCUGACGCUUCAUAAGCUCCUCCAUUUGAUUUGGACACAUGCUAGACAUUUAGCAGGUUACGAACAGCAGGAUGCCCAUGAAUUCUUUAUAGCUACACUAGAUGUUUUACAUAAACAUUGUGAAGCAGCACCCAUCUUAGUAAAAGAUAAUCCACAUCACUGUAACUGUAUCAUUGAUCAAAUCUUUACCGGUGGACUUCAAAGUGAUGUGGUUUGUCAGGCAUGCAACGGAGUGUCCACUACAAUAGAUCCGUUCUGGGAUAUAUCUUUGGAUUUGGGUCCAGGGGCUAGUGCAUCAGGUUCCGAUAGUUCUGGUCCUCCUACUUCGUUAUUAGAUUGUUUGGAGAGAUUCACGCGUGCUGAACAUUUGGGAUCUAGCGCAAAAAUAAAGUGCAGUAAUUGUCAGACGUAUCAAGAGAGUACCAAGCAAUUAACUAUGAGGCAACUCCCUAUCGUGGCCAGCUUUCACUUAAAAAGAUUCGAGCACUCUAGUAUACAGCAUAAAAAAAUUUGUACGUUUAUCUCGUUCCCAGAACAAUUAGACAUGACUCCAUUUAUGUCGCAUAGACGGAACGGCAAUAAUAACAGUGCAAUGAUAGAUGGAUUACCAAAGAAUGGAGAAGACAUGGCGUUUAGCGACAAUAGAUAUUCUCUAUUCGCGGUAAUAAAUCAUGAAGGAUCUUUGGAGACUGGACACUACACUGCCUUCAUACGGCAGCAGAGAGAUCAAUGGUUUAAAUGUGAUGAUCAUUUGAUUACAAGAGCAAGGUUAAAAGACGUCUUGACUAGCGAAGGGUGAGUUCAUGGCAUUGGUCACAGUGCCAUUAGUACCAUUACCAAGGAUCCAGUGAAAAAAGCUUUCCUUUUCAGGUAUCUCCUUUUUUAUCAUAAACAAAUUUUGGAGUACGGUCGAAACACGAAGGUGUAAAAUUUUAGAUUAUGUAACUAAUUUAUUUAUCAUGAUGAAUUACGAAAGAUAGAUUUAAGUUUCUUUUAGCAUUUUAAGAAAAAGAAACAGCUUGUUCCUUCUGGAAACUAUUUCGUGUCUUUAAUCCAGCUCGUAUAUCAAUUUAUGCGACGGGAGAUAAGAGUAAUAAAUCGAAGGCCUCAAAAAUGAAAUUUCAAACUUUUAUUCGAAGUGAUUGUUAGAAAGUGAUUAUGGACGGAGAUAUUUUCAAUGAAAUUAAAAAAAAAAGGAAGAAAAUUUUGACAAAUGGUUAUACUAUUAUGCUUUGAUCAUGCGAUUAGAAAGAAACAAUAAACUAGAAUCAAAUAGUCAAAAUUGAACAGAUGUCUGUUAGCAUAAAUAUUUGUCAUGAUAUUAAUCUUAAUUAAUUUUUGAGAUGCAGAAAUGUAUGUAAAAGAAUUAUGCUCGUUCUAUUAUUUUCUAUUUUUUUUUUUUGUAUCGUUGUAUUAAUUAUAUUUGACGAAAUCUAGGCUGGUGCAUACGGUGAUCGAUUUCUCUAUUCGUGUCCUAAAGUAACAUAAGUGUAAUUUUAAGAUUAGCUCAAUUUUUUUAAAUGACCGAUCGCAUUUUUGUAUAUCGCUGACUGUUAUUAUAUUCCUGCCCUGACACUUGUAUACACAAAAUCACCAAGGAUGGAUCACAUGAUUCGAAAGUAUUGUAAUUAAUAAGUUCGAUUUUUAAGUACGAUCAAAUUAAGAAAGCAUUUUAUUCACAUGAUUCAUCGUGUCAGUCAUCCUUUGGUGAUUCAAUUUUGUACAAAUGAAAUAAUACAUAUAGCAAAAAUAGAGGGAUAAUGAUAUUAUUCAUAUACAAGAUGAAUUAUUUCGCUCGACUGUGUAUAAUAAAAGAAGAAUCACUGUUUGACAAAUUUCUUUCUGGUGUUGCCCGGUUUUCUCUCAGAAAAAGAAAAAACUAAAAAAAAAAAAAAAA